Eremomyces bilateralis CBS 781.70 is the source of this 939-nucleotide messenger RNA. Its product is annotated as siderophore biosynthesis lipase/esteras-like protein. The record is from RefSeq and is a predicted model, not a curated record. The transcript has a single exon. NCBI's taxonomy places the organism in Eukaryota, Fungi, Ascomycota, Dothideomycetes, Eremomycetales, Eremomycetaceae. Bases 1 to 939 code for a protein of 312 amino acids.
AUGCCCUCACCCUUCAAACCCUCCGCCAACCCCGGCAUUCUCCACCACUACCUCCCCCGCCUCAUCGCCUUCGAACACUCCCCCACCCCCCCUCCCUCCCCUCCCUCUCACCUCCUCUGGAUCGGCGGCCUCGGCGACUCCCUCCACACUGUCCCCUAUGUCCACCGCCUCGCCCACUCCCUUCCUCCCACCUGGCGCCUCACCGAAGUCCAGCUCUCCAGCACCCGCGACGGUUGGGGCCUCUCCUCCCUGUCCAAAGACGCCGACGAGCUGGCCGCCUGCAUCUCGUACCUCCGUGCCGCGCGCGCCGCACCCAAGAUCGCGCUGAUGGGGCACUCGACCGGGUGCCAGGAUAUCAUGUACUAUCUGACGCGCGGACGGCACGCGGAGCGGGGGAGGGUCGAGGGAGCGGUGUUGCAGGCACCGGUGUCGGAUCGGGAGGGGCUGGUGGAUGAUCUGCCAGAGGGGGUGUAUGAGGGUUUGAAUGAGCUGGCGAAGGGGUGGGUGGCGGAGGGGAGGGGAGAAGACGUAUUGCCGCGGGAGAGGGUGAGGCCGUUUGUGAAGGCGCCAGUGACGGCGAGGAGGUGGUUGAGUUUGGCGUCGCCGGGGAAGGAUGGGGAGGAUGAUUUCUUCAGUAGUGAUUUGACGGAUGGGCAGUUGAGGGGGUCGUUUGGGGUGGUGGGGGGAAAGAAGGUGCCGUUGUUGAUCCUGUUCUCGGGGAGCGAUGAGCAUGUGCCGGCGAAGGUUGACAAGAAAGCACUGGUGGAAAGAUGGACGGGAUUCGUGGAGAGGGAAGGUGGUAUUGUGGAUGGGGAAUCGGCAAUCGUGAAAGAGGCAACUCAUAAUAUGGCUCGGAAUGAAGACGGGGUGGUGGACGAAGCCAUUGGCCGCGUUGCCCGAUUUCUGGAAAAUAUUGACAAGCAAGAGAGCCGACUGUAA